Molecule: messenger RNA, 1728 nt
Organism: Setaria italica (foxtail millet)
Lineage: Eukaryota; Viridiplantae; Streptophyta; Magnoliopsida; Poales; Poaceae
Product: golgin subfamily A member 4
Exons: 11
Coding region: 67-723 (218 amino acids)
Source: RefSeq, a predicted model, not a curated record
GGCAGGGUGUUACCGGAAGAACAGUUGCAGUGAGUCGAAGAGGAAUCUGGAGCAAGGAAUUGAACCAUGGCAAAUCGCAAGGCUCCAAUCGCUGCCGCAAUCCUCUGCCUCUGCUUUGUCCGAGCUCAGUGCGACGCGUCGCCAGAGCAGGAACAGGAAAUUCAGAUGCUCAAGUCCAAGGUCGCUUCCUUAGAGGAUGAGAUCAGGAGGAGGAAAGAGGAGACCUCGCAGCUUGAGAGUAUCGUCAGGGAGAGGACGGCACAGAUGGCAGCACUGGUAGGCGAACUAGAACUUCUGCAGAAGUUAAAUGUGGCUGAUGAUGAGUCUGUGAUGAAGGCAAACACGAAUGUUGAUAUGCUUGAAAAGCAGAUUGAGAGGUUGGGUAGUGAUUUGGAAGAUCAGGUUAGAAAAGGAGAAUCAUUAGAAGCCCGGGCUACUGAAGCAGAAAAAAACUGGCAUGAAUUCAGCCGCAAGUUGGAGCAUGCAGAGAAUAUUAAUGUUGAGCAGAGGAAGAAAAUUAAGGACCUCGAUGACAGACUUCAGAAUGCACAGGAUAAACUCUCUGAACUAGAAAAGGAAGCAAAACUGAAGGCUGAAGGUUCAUGCCAUGUGGCUUCCACAUUGGCUUGCAGUACGUGUUGUGCGCUGUCAGGAAGUAGCAUCUGCCAAAUGGCAGGUCCAUGGGAAACCUGUGCUUGGUCCUCUGAUGCAAAAGGUUGCUGAGAAAUCGACAUAUGCUCAGCAAUUAGUGGAGCCACAUCUGCAGAAGACACAAAAUGUGAGGUCUUUUCCGGUGUCUUAUACUAGGCUACACUAGUGUUGGAAAAGGAGCAUCCGACGGCUCAGAUUACUUGUAUAUACUACUAAAAUGUUAACCUGGUAUAGAUGAGUAGUAUAGGUGCUAUAAGUGUAUUAUGGAAAUAAUUUUGAAUGGUUUUUGUAAUUAGGGCUUGGUCUUGUUUGUAAAUUAGAAUCACAAUCAUUUCAUUAGAAUAUUAGAAUCAUCACACGAAGUUCAUUUAGAAAUUAGAAAUUGGAAUCACUCUUUUUCCAAUCACCUCUUUUCCUCUCACACUCCUCUCCACCUCUCGCGAGCCCUGGCGGCUCAACUCCGUCGCCUCGCUCCCGCUCAACCAGCAUGCAUCGUCGUCGUUCCCGCUGCGCCUUCACCCGUGGCCCGUAGUGGUGGUGGCGCCGGCCGUCGUCAACAGCCGCAAUGAGGUUACCUGCAUUGCACAGAUAUUCUGAAGAAAAUAGUCAGACGGGUAACAAUCAGAGACUAGUUUGUAUUUGAGAAACCUUGUUUGUAUUUGAGAACAGUUCUGUUCACUGACUUCAAUUGGAAUCAUGCUUACUAGACUGAAGAUUGCACUACAAGGUGGUCAUCCCCCUUGCCCAAUUUCGAUCAGUUAAUUCUUCCAGCAGCAGAACAAAUGCAUCAGAGAAAUACAUUCAGGUGGCUUCUGUCGAUAACCAUGAGUUUUGGACUUUGGUUCAUGGGCUUUGUGUACUACGAGAGUGCUGUAAAGAAUCUGCAGGAAGCACUUCAGGAGGCUCAGAGAAUGCUUGUGCUUAGUGAUGUCCAUAGAUUGGAACUAGCAUGUCUUAUACAUUAUUUAAGUUGUAAUAUACUGUGUUUCGACUGUUGUUGUUCAGUCUGUGACAACAUGUGCAUCCUGCCAUGUUUGCUCCCUGCUGUGAAUUACCAUUGAUGAUUCGAGCCCGUUU